AUGUCUUCAGUCUACACUAUCUCCCUUGAAAAUAAACGCGGAGCAAACACGAACUAUGCUGCGUUCAUGGAACCCCCAAGUUUCACUGGGGGUCUUGAGCCUUGGCUUAAUGUUUGGUAUACCUCAUUUGUGCCGUAUGGCGGAAACUUUGAAAUCCAUACUGGAAUAGAUUUUUAUGCAUGGGUUGGCACUGUGCCUACCACACCUGCUCCAGGGGUGGUCGUUUCCACCGGCAUGAGCUUAUUGGCUCAGCUUGGCACGGUUUCAACACCUGGAAGCACUUUUGACAAAAAAAUCAUUCAAAGCUUCCCUGUAAUUCAAGAAACCACUCCGUCUGCUAUUCCGGGCGCCUACGAGAUUAAAACGGGUACCGACUUCCUCGUGCCCAAUAACACAUAUCUGGUUGGUCUUGCAAAAGUCAAUAACCGAGGCCAAGUUGCUCCAGUUGCAUCAAUUGCCCCAAGGAAUAAUAUGAAUAUCCAGAUUACCCCAAAAAUGAAGUUUUUCAUUGCUGAGAGCCAGCAGGUUCCAGGUGAAAUUGUUGACUACCAUUCUGUUGUUAGAGAUGGUGCUACCAUCGAUUUUAGCAGCGGCGAAGGACUGGGAAAAUUUUAUGCACACGUUGUUCAAAAGACAGACGGUACAUUCACUGUCACCUACUACGAACAUCCUAACUAG
This is a messenger RNA of Trichoderma asperellum CBS 433.97, 678 nucleotides long. RefSeq lists its product as uncharacterized. Lineage: Eukaryota; Fungi; Ascomycota; Sordariomycetes; Hypocreales; Hypocreaceae. The record is from RefSeq and is a predicted model, not a curated record.